Haliotis rubra (blacklip abalone) is the source of this 2416-nucleotide messenger RNA. RefSeq lists its product as uncharacterized. Gene Ontology annotation, molecular function: protein binding. Lineage: Eukaryota; Metazoa; Mollusca; Gastropoda; Lepetellida; Haliotidae. The transcript has 6 exons. The record is from RefSeq and is a predicted model, not a curated record. Gene Ontology annotation, biological process: signal transduction. Bases 292 to 2022 code for a protein of 576 amino acids.
UAGACGGUAGAACGGUAGCGGGCGAGCAACUUAAUGGCUGCCUAGUGAGCGCAAGCUUUACAUUUCGCUUUUCGUAGUUAACCGUAAACUGCUUCGAGGGUGAUCUAACCCUUGUAAGCAGGUGUCAGCAAGAGGUAUAUUCACACAGAUCGAUUUAUCGACCCAGACGCAGCUGAGACGUGAGGGAAAUCUCAAGCCGUGGAAUGCCGUAGUAUAUUCCAGUGGUUGACACUCUCUAAACCGACUUAAAAAUGUGUCCUAUGCCACCAUACAGAGACUGAGGCCUGACGUAUGGGUAAACGGGCCUGGACUAAAGGCAGUAGAAAGAAUAUAGCAUUUAGACUUAGUCUACUGGGUUCUCAGUCUGUUGAAAACAUUCCUGUUGCUAGGACAUCUGUUAGUAUGCCUAGCGUAGGUGGCAAGUUCACUCAACCCGUCUCCCUGGAGGGGGAAAGACGGAAGGCGAUGAUGUUGGUCCACUCUGUGGAGAAGGACAUCGUGCUCUUCAGAGACCGAUACUUCCGGAAGCCCCAGAACAAGUUCAAUGAUGACACCAAUGAUUUUAUAGCGUUCGUGCUGGAGAAAACAGGCUCCACUCGGAGGCCGCCUAAAGGUUUCCGCGAGUUUUCCAUGCUGGUUGAUAAGACUCGCUCAAGUGCGGCGUUGUUGUAUCGAGAGGAGAUGGCCGUUAUGGACGCUGUCGUCCAGCGGCAGAUGAUGUUUGAGGAGCUCAUGAUGUCGGGUUUAGACCGUUUAGAUGACGCUUUGAAAAAACAUGUGGGUAAAUUCUGCCACAGCUUCGUGUCUGAGGCGGAGGGUAUGGAUUUGAAAUGUGUCCAAGACUACGAAAACAACAUCACCCGGUGGAAAGAUGAUAUUAAUGAUGGCAAAGGUCUGUUGAAGGACAUCAGACAGAGUCUGAAAGACCAUAGCACGCCCUUUAACAACUUCGUACGGCAUUACAACAAGAUCCUGCACUACAUCGGUCUUGCGUUGGAGGUGUUUCCGCGCAUCUACAACCCGCUGAAAGACUGGGUGACGGCGGACGAGGCUUAUGUGCACAAGGUUCAGGACGAGCUGAAUGUGUUGAUGAAGCAGAAGAUGGACAUUACUGAAACGGGCAGACGCCAGCAGCUGAGGGCGGACAACCUGCAUCACAAGGUCCAGCAUCAGAGCUACCAGUCCAAGAAGCUCAGGGGACGUCUGUAUGACGCUAUGGACGAGCGGAAGCUCUGUCGGAGGCGGGAAAUGGCGCUCAUGGAUACAUAUGCCAAGAACGCUAGCCAGCUGGAGCAGAAGCACCAGUACCUGGAGGAGACGCUGAGUCGCCUGUACAGCCAGGAGCCCAACUCCAGACCCAUGUACGACCGACACCUGUCAUCCAUCGCCUCCCUGCAAGAGGACAUCGACAAGCUGGAGAAGCGCCAGGAUACCCUGCAGAAGACGCUGGCUAACAUCAAGAAGGACAGGUACCAUGUCCAGAAGGAGGUGCACAAACUGCAGGUGAUGUAUGACAAGAGCAUAAGGUCAGAGGACGUGGUCCACACCAACGCGGACUGUCAGGUUGCAGGGGUCAAGGUCAUUCAGGACGAGAACCGAGUACUGGCGGAAAAAGUCGAGAUUCUCCGGAGAAUCAAAUCUCUGAAGUCACAUCCGCACACAAUCAGGCAUAUACACAACGAGGGAUACAUCCCGGGCCGCCGUAUAGAUAUAUCAGACCGCCUGUUGACCGCCUUCCGGAUCGUGGCCCCGGAUGUGGGGCGUGACUGGGCGUAUCUCUACCAGAGACUGUCUUUCAGUCCAAUCAGGGACGCCGUGACGCGGUCUCACGACAUUGAGCUACUGGAUCUGUCUUCCCAGCGGAACGACUUGAGUCUGCGCGACACGGUGUUGAAGAGUCUCGAGCGAUGGCGACGUCUCAGCCAUGACGCAACAGUUCCAAAUCUCGUGAGAGCUCUCAAAGAUAUUCGGAAACGAGAUCUGGCAAAGAAACUCGAGCGAGAGAUGCUCGUAACCAGUUGAUGUCGAUAGAACAUACGGAAUGUACAUGAACUAAUGAGUGUAUCUCAAAAAAACCUUGCUGAUCUGUCCCGUCUGUGGUAAAAUUUGAACUGUUUGAUUAUACAUUCGUCGAAACAUUCUUUUGAAUAAUAUUUUUCUAAGAAAAUUGGUAUAACAAAUUGGUAUUGUUUAUAUAUUUUUGUAUUCAUACAACCAGAUCAUGUAUUAGAGAUACAUGUAUACAACUGUCUUUGUUACACAUAUCUCCCGAAACAAGAAGGGACAAAAUACCUUUUCCCAGCUGCUUGAAAUAAACUCACAAUAUAAAAUCGCCCACAAAAAACAUACGUCACACAUUUGGCAUUCUGCCGGGCAGUCUCUUAAAAAGACAAAUAAAUAUGGUCUUACAUCAAAA